Messenger RNA from Phycomyces blakesleeanus NRRL 1555(-), 1366 nucleotides. RefSeq lists its product as hypothetical. The record is from RefSeq and is a predicted model, not a curated record. Lineage: Eukaryota; Fungi; Mucoromycota; Mucoromycetes; Mucorales; Phycomycetaceae. Gene Ontology annotation, biological process: vacuolar protein processing; protein phosphorylation; regulation of vacuole fusion, non-autophagic. The transcript has 7 exons. Gene Ontology annotation, cellular component: cytoplasm; Golgi apparatus. Gene Ontology annotation, molecular function: protein serine/threonine kinase activity; ATP binding. The coding region runs from base 91 to 1209 and encodes 372 amino acids.
CAUCUUCACACACCUCCUUUUUAUUCACACUCCUUUGACCUACUUUAAUUCACAACUUCAUUCCUAUACCCAUUAGAAAGAAAAUAAAAGAUGUCGUUCCUGACUGCCCUCUUUGAUGCAAUUGUCUCUGCUACAAACAUGUGCAUCCCAAAUUCAAACAUCAGUAUUAAUGGUCGCGCUUACAGAAUCAUCAAACUUUUAGGAGAAGGAGGCUUUUCAUUUGUUUAUCUUGCUCAGGAUGGGUCUGGUAACCUGUAUGCCCUCAAGAAAAUUCGAUGCAAUAUGGGAACAACGGAGGAAGCUUUAGCACAGCGUGAGGUAGAAAUGUAUCAAUUGUUUUCCCACAAAAAUAUCAUUCGUCUUCUCGAUAGCGCCACUGUCACAGAAUCUGAUGAUAGCAAGACGAUUUACAUAUUCUUACCUUAUUACAAGAAAGGCAACUUGCAAGAUGCCAUUAGUCGCAACCAGCUUCAUUCGACACAUUUCUCGGAAGAACAGGCAUUGAAUAUCUUCCGUCAGGUGUGUGAAGCCGUAAAAGCAUUGCACACAUACACAGUCAAGGGUGUAGCCAGAGAUCAAUACGAAGCUAAUGCUCCACAAAGUAUUCAAGACGAAAAUGCCCAGCAGGCCCGAGCCUUGCUUGAAGAACAGACUCAUCAGGAAAGAUCAGAACCACAACAAGUGCAGGGAACAAGAGGAGAUCUGAUGCCAUGGGCUCACCGGGACAUUAAGCCAGGAAACGUUCUCAUGUCCGACGAUGGUGUCACUCCAAUACUUAUGGACUUUGGAUCGGCCUGUAAAGCACGUAUUGAGAUCCACUCUCGACAGGAAGCACUUGCCCAACAGGACAUUGCUGCCGAACAUUGUUCAAUGCCUUACAGGGCACCCGAAUUAUUUGAUGUCAAAACUGACUCUGUGCUGGAUGAAAAAGUUGAUAUAUGGUCUUUGGGUUGCACUUUAUAUGCAAUGGCCUAUGGACAAUCGCCAUUUGAGAUGAAUAUGAAUGAACAGGGCGGCUCGAUGGCAUUGGCUGUUCUCAAUGGACAGUUCAAAUUCCCUUCGGGCAAUGGUUAUGAAAAACAGUAUUCAAAGGAAUUUAGAGACUUGAUUACUUGGAUAUUAAAUGCUGAUCCCAAAGCACGCCCAGACAUUCACCAGACAAUUGCAAAGGUAGACGAGCUACUCGCUAGACCUCGCCAACAGAACUAAUCAGUGUAGCAAAAUUAAUUUCAAAGAGUGUCUUCUUUUUUUAAAUAUAUAUAUAUAUAUUUCGAUUUUACAUAAAUUAUGCACACACUUUCAAUUCUACUUUAUAGUCUUGACAAAAAAUUACCAAAUUUUAAUUUUAUUCUUGGGGCAAGAAAGU